Molecule: messenger RNA, 684 nt
Organism: Ceratitis capitata (Mediterranean fruit fly)
Lineage: Eukaryota; Metazoa; Arthropoda; Insecta; Diptera; Tephritidae
Gene: RpL21
Product: 60S ribosomal protein L21
Exons: 2
Coding region: 128-607 (159 amino acids)
Biological process (GO): translation
Cellular component (GO): ribosome; cytosolic large ribosomal subunit
Molecular function (GO): structural constituent of ribosome
Source: RefSeq, a predicted model, not a curated record
UGUCAAAAAUUUCGAACUGUCAAAAGUGACGUGCCACUUGACUGGCUUGACUGGCAACUCUCUUUUUUGACUCCAUCUUGGACCGCGUGGACAUCUUUUCCGAAAGGCAACCAAGACAAGCUUAAAUAUGACAAACUCAAAGGGUUAUCGUCGCGGCACCCGAGACAUGUUCUCGCGUCCCUUCCGUAAGCAUGGUACUAUCCCACUUUCCACUUAUAUGCGCGUCUUCAAAAUUGGUGAUAUUGUGGACAUUAAAGGUCAUGGUGCUGUGCAAAAGGGUAUGCCCUACAAAGCUUACCACGGCAAAACUGGUCGUGUGUACAACGUUACCCCACAUGCCGUUGGUGUCAUUGUAAACAAACGUGUGCGCGGUAAGAUCCUACCUAAGCGUAUCAAUGUACGCAUUGAACAUGUGCACCACUCCAAGUGCCGUGAGGAUUUCCUGCGUCGCGUGAAGGAGAACGAGCUUAAGCUUAAGGAAGCCAAGGCUAAGGGUGUAUACGUGAACCUGAAACGUCAGCCAAAGGCACCAAAGCCAGCGCAUUUCGUCAAACAGAUUGCAGAGCCUAUCCAAUUGGCACCAAUUCCAUAUGAAUUCAUUGCUUAAGCUGGGUUUCUUAAUAUAUGUAAAAGCUGUUUUUUAGAAAGUACGAAAAAAUAAAUAGAUUCUAAUUCUAUAGAAAA